This is a messenger RNA of Sitodiplosis mosellana (orange wheat blossom midge), 1834 nucleotides long. RefSeq lists its product as uncharacterized. The transcript has 3 exons. Gene Ontology annotation, biological process: transmembrane transport. The annotation marks the transcript as partial. Gene Ontology annotation, cellular component: membrane. Gene Ontology annotation, molecular function: transmembrane transporter activity. Lineage: Eukaryota; Metazoa; Arthropoda; Insecta; Diptera; Cecidomyiidae. The record is from RefSeq and is a predicted model, not a curated record.
GAAGCGUUUUCAUUCCAGUGAUUCUAACCGACAGUCGCAGUUGUAAUUUGAAAGUAGAAGGACUGUAAUGUAAUUUUCACUGUUUCGGUGCAGUCACAUACACAAUAUUAAAUUAUUUAAAAAAAAACUUCAUCUUAACGAAAGUUAUAUAUUGAUGUAGUAUAGCUUGGAAAUGUGUUAAUAUAACCCGUAUGUAAGUGUAAAUAAGAAAUUUCCAAAGAUGGCAUCCAAGUUUAUGGCAUUUGAGGGUGUCGCCAGCACAUCUUCAGCCUCAAUGGAAAAUCACGGGAAUGCAGAAGAUGAGCGAAUUGAAAUGAAUAGCAGCCAAUAUCCCAACUAUCAAUCAGGACAAAGUCCAGGAAUACAAGCUGAACCCAGUCCAUAUGGUGCCGUUGAUGAAGAGGACGAUUUAAAUGACAAUUUUGAAGAAAAAUUCGAAAAGAACAUGGGCUACCGCAAAUUCAUUUUCAAUAAUUGUGAACAGUUUAAAUGCAUUUUUGGUGGCUUGUUGCUUCUGGCUGGCAGUGGCAUCCACGUUGUAUGGGGAAUAUUUCGAGUUUUCUAUUUAUAUAAUUGCGAAGAAAAGAAUAGCUUUCAUUUUCACUUCGUCAUUUGGUCAUGGUAUAUUGGUGCGAUAAUAGGAAGUGGUUUGGCUGGCUAUGCUAUAGCUAAAAUUCGCAAAGGUCAUCUUUAUAUCAUUGGAGGUGCAUUGCUUUCUCUCAGCGGCAUAUUUUUGAUGUUUUCCACCAAUAAUACUGAUAUUUACCUGCUCGUAUCGCGAACCUUAGGAGGGCUUACUCAGGGACUGACAUAUGUUGUCGUUAUCGUUCACGCAAGUGAAAAUGCGACGAAGGAAUUUCGUGAAAUUCUUAUGUUGAUCGUUGGAGCAGUGCUGAAUUACUCAAUUCUGUUAUCAGUAUUGGCAUUCUUCCACACGGAAGGUCUAUUCAAAUCGAGUGUGCUCAAUGGAAUCGGGUUGCUCAUCUUUGGUUUAACCACCAUCAUUAUUUCAACAAAACAUGCCACUGAAACGGUUCCGUUCAUUCUACAGAAUGAUGGAGGCGAUUUGGAUGCUCUGCAGACUGUGAGUAAACUGAAAAAGAAACCAAUUGCCGCACGCAGUGUUCAUCAUGAUUUUUUAACAAUGAAAAAUUUGGUGCAUGAUGAAAUGGAAUCGUAUGGAGCGCCCAACUUUAAGAAGGUUCUAUUGCCAGAAAAUCGUAAGAGCUUAAUAUUUUGUUUGUAUGGUCGACUGUGUAGUGUUUUGUCAUUCAAUCUGCCGCUAAUUGUGAUGAUUAUGCUGUUUUUGCGACAAUGGGCAGAUGGUCAUUUCGAGACACCCAAACACCAUGCAAAACAACAUUGUCUUUCCUUCAUCAAUGGAGACAUCGAACGCGGCAGAACCGAGAAUCAUACUGGUGAGAUCGAUUCGAAAGUUGUAGAACGAGCGAAAAGAGAUUCUGGUGUUGAAGUGAGUACAGAUAAACCCAAAUUCAUGCAAACUGACAAUCAACCGGUGCAAAGCGAAAAAAGUGAGGAAAACAAGAAAGGGAAAAGUAAACAGGUUUCGCAGAAAACGGAAGAUGAAGAAAAUCGAGCUAGGAAAGAUCAUGAAGAAGGAAAAGAAAAUAAAAAGGAAAAAGAAAUAGGAGGGCCAGGAGGGAAGCACAGAGAAAAUGAAUCCAAAGGCGAAAGAGAUGAUUCAAAAUCAAGCCUUGAUCAAGAGAAUGGAAAGGAACAAACACCAGAGGGCAAAUCGAAGAAACCUGAAGAAAAUCACAGCCCCGAGGAAAAGAAGGAGAAAGAGAAGGAGAAGGAGAAAGUGGAAGAGAAA